Messenger RNA from Ahaetulla prasina, 6533 nucleotides. Its product is annotated as zinc finger and SCAN domain-containing protein 31-like. The record is from RefSeq and is a predicted model, not a curated record. Gene Ontology annotation, biological process: regulation of transcription by RNA polymerase II. Gene Ontology annotation, molecular function: RNA polymerase II cis-regulatory region sequence-specific DNA binding; DNA-binding transcription factor activity, RNA polymerase II-specific. NCBI's taxonomy places the organism in Eukaryota, Metazoa, Chordata, Lepidosauria, Squamata, Colubridae. Gene Ontology annotation, cellular component: PcG protein complex; transcription regulator complex. The coding region runs from base 134 to 2053 and encodes 639 amino acids. The transcript is spliced from 4 exons.
UUUCCUCUUCCUCUCCAGUUGUUGGGAGGGGGAGAGUGCAGCUGGGUUUGCAGAAGCCGAGGGGGAAUUCCCCCCCCCCCGCACCCUCUGGAGCCGUGACGCCGGAAAGUCCGGGAGGCGAAGGAAACUGGUCAUGAGACAUACACUAAUGAUGGAGAAGGGGAAAAAUCCAGAUGCAAAAUCUGAAAGAGAACUGCAAGAAAGCCUCAAAGCUGGGGUGACCCAAGAGAAGGCGGGAAGAACAACGAAAGGCCUCCGAGCUGGGAAUGCAGAAGGUUUUGCAAAAAUGGGGGGCUCCAAAUCAGCCAAGAGCGAGGCCAGAGAUCGGCGGUUGAAAUAUUUGGAUCCCCGGGCUGCUUUGAAGGCAAUGCAGUCCUCCAAGCAGGAGGAACUGGUUUCUGAACCGUGGGAGAACGCCAAGGCCUGCCUGGCUUCCUUAGAAGGAGCAGCUGAAACCUACUGGAGAUACAAAGGACUGGUGGAUCUCAGCAAAGAAACUCAAAGGGAGAACGAGCAGAUCAACGCUGCCAAGAUGGACGACUACUGGAAGGUGGGCGAGGACGUCCUGAGAGAGGACUCGGCGGCCACUGACACCCAGCGAACCCUUUUCAGAGAGUUCUGUUACCGAGACGCUGAGGGUCCCCGUGAGGCCUGCAGCCGUCUCUGGUAUCUCUGCCACCGGUGGCUGAAGCCGGAGAGGCACACCAAGGAGCAGAUCCUGGAGCUGGUGAUCCUGGAGCAGUUCCUGGCCAUCCUGCCCUCCGAUCUCCAGAGGUGGGUCAAAGCCGCCGGGCCUCACAGCUGUGACCAAGCGGUGGCCUUGGCUGAAGGCUUUCCCUCAGGACGGCCACAGGAGGGACCAGGUUUGGUGCAGGAGACGGCUGUGGGAUUCUCCACAGCCAAGCGGCCUCCGUCAGGGGCCGGAGAAAGACAAGCCAGUGCCGUCGAGGUCAAGCAGGAGGACGGUGACAGCGACUCAGAAGAUGACAAAUGGGUGAUUGAGACGAGGCAAGGGGAUCUCCAGUUGGAAGACACCGAGGCGGUGAAAUUGUGUGGGCCCUUCUUGCAAGAGCCUUAUUGGUCUGAAGAAGAUGGAGAUGGUCCUGCAGCUCUUGGGGAUGGAGCUGACCAGAAGGAUGAGGACAACCCAGGUCAACACAGACCUGAAGUGUUUCCUCUAGCAGAAGAUGAUGGGGACUCAAGUCAACGCAUUAUGGUCCAAAGACGGCACAGAAGUCGAGAAAAAAAGACCUGUGCCGUGUGCGGCAAGACUUUCAGCCGGAGCACGGUGCUCGCUGCCCAUCAGAGGACCCACACAGGUGAGAAGCCAUUCAUGUGCCAGAAUUGUGGGAAAUGCUUCAGCUUCAAGUCUACUCUGGUUGCCCACGAAAGGACCCACACGGGAGAGAGGCCUUACACCUGUGAUCUGUGUGGGAAGAGCUUCACUGUCAGCUCGGUCCUCACCAGGCACUACCGAGUCCACGUCGAAAAGAAACUCUUCAGCUGCUCCGAGUGCGACAAGAACUUCACUCAGAAGUCUCAGUUGAUCAACCACCAGAAGAUCCAUGUGAGAGAGAAGCCGUUCAAAUGUGCCCAGUGUGGAGAAGGUUUUAGCCGGAGCUCCAGCCUCAAGAAACACGAGGGCUCCCACACGGGGGAGAAACCCUUCAAAUGCCCCGAUUGCGAGAAGUCCUUCAACACGUCUUCCCAGCUGGUCAAGCACCACCGAGUCCACACUGGGGAGAGGCCCUACACCUGUUCGGCGUGUGGGAAGAGCUUCAGCCAGUGGCAGAUCCUGAUGGUGCACCAAAGGACCCACACAGGCGAGAAGCCCUUCAAGUGUGCCACCUGCGGGAAAUGCUUCUCCGAUCGGGCGGUCCACAUCCGCCACCAGAAAGUCCACACGGGGGAGAGGCCUCACCAGUGUCCCACUUGCGGGAAGAGGUUCACCCACCGCACCGUCUUGGUGAAGCACCAGAAGAUCCAUGCCCGAGAAGCUCUGAACCUAGCCAAAUUGCAAGAGGAGCAGCAGCGAUACGAGGAUACUUCCUAGAAGUUUGCAAGACGGGACGAAUGUUCAACUUUGAAGGAUACCGACGGGCGACGCUCUUCCCCGAGCCUUCCCUAACUUUUUUGGCUUCCAGAUGCGUCAAGACCCAUGGUCUUCCUGGCUAAAAACAGAUGGGAGUUGCAGUCCAAUAAAGGAACCGGGUUGGCCUGACAGCACAGGACUCCGCUGUAUUGUGCAAAGAUGUAUAUGUAACAGACAAUCAGUAUGUCUACAUAGCUGGCUGGAGAAUUCUGGGAGUUGAAGUUCACAAGUCUUAAAGCUGCCAAGUUUGAUGACCUCUGGUCUACAAUCACACAAUGGCAAGCGGUCACUUUCCCAGGGCUGAGCAUGAUGGGAUAGGCAACACAUGCGGGGAUCCUGCAGUGGGCCUGCUCCCCCUCCACCCCCUGGUCCCCGCAUCUUCCAUGUUGUGACUGUCUCUGUGUAUGCACUUUUGUCUUCCUGAAAAAAGUUGCCGGUUGUUGUGGCUCCCACCCUCGAACCUGGCCCCAUGCCCGAAAGUGCCUUGGAGCCGGGCCUGCUGCCAGAAAGUGACUCGGACAGUAAGGGGGAAGGGCCGUCAGGACUUACCUCGGAAGUACCGGCCUCCCUGGAUCAGCUCCAGGAGCCAGAAGCAGGCCAAGUGAAAGAGAUAACGAGGCCUCCUUCUCCUGACUCUUUCCCCCCCCCUCACGCCUGCAGACCCAGCUGAAAGCAAUCAGGUUUGGCUCAAUCCCAGGUUUCGUAGGCAGGAGAGAAGAGAACAACAGAAACGGGAGGGGCAGGCCUAGGAAGUGCUGAGUCAUGGAGCCACACCCCACAGGAUAUAAAAGGCAGUAAGAGCUGGUGGGUCUCUUUGUAUCAGGCAAAUCCACGGAUUGACUAGAGCUGAAGGUUGUGACUCACUAGCGUCUUGGCAGCUAUCGAGGGCUCUUGGCAGACGCUGAUUCUUUUGCUGCCAGAGCUGAUAAGAGCUGGCUAAUUAAGCCAUCAUUCAGACGGAGGCGAGGAGGACACAACACCGGUGUUGCUGAGUCUUGGCAAAGUCAACUUUUUCAAGAUCUACUUUAGCUAUGCACUACAGUGAUAAAGGAAGCAGUUCAUGAACACAGAUUAAGCCCCUCCCCUUUGUGCACAGACAUCGACUAGUAGUAGACAAUGUGUCCAAUAGAGAAGCAUCCAGUUUUAAUUCAAUUCCCCAUCACAAUGUUGUUGUUUUUUUGCCACUGUUCUUUGGUUGUUGGCUCCCACGUUUCUGACAUCAACAUGAUGUUAUGUUUCUGUAUAAGGAUAAGAGGAUAAUGUAUACCACAGAAACGGAUUAAAGCAAAAAUUAGAAGUGCCUCAUAAUUAGCCUCUCUAAGCUUCCCUUUCCUUUGCUAAUGCAGCUGCUGUCAAAUAUAAUGCUUUCAUUGUCUAGCCACCGCAAGAUUAAGGCCCCUUCUGCAUGUUUCCAACCAAUGAAGAGUCCUGAGUGAGGGCCGUUUUUGAGAUUGUGUUGGCAAGUGGAAGGACUAGACCAUAAUCUGCUACGCCAGUCCAACUGGCAGAUGUGAUCAGUGUUAAUCUGGGGUAUCCAUCAUGGCUUGUUCACCUUGGGAGACCCUUCUGGAUAUAUACACUUCCAACGACAUAACCCACGCAAUUUUUAUUUACCCACACAAGCCCCUUCGCCUCAAGUCCCCGCUCAUAGAUGUGUGUGUGUGUGUGUGUACCGUGUUUUCCCGAAAAUAAGACUCUGUCUUAUAUUUUUUUGAACCCCGAAAUAAGCGCUUGGCCUUAUUUUCGAGGUCUUAUUAUUUUGGGGCACGUGGAGCAAGAUGGGGUACCUCUUGCUAUCCAGCUCUGCUUUUAAAUAUUUUCGAGGAGAGCUUAUUUUCGGGGUGGUGUCUUAUUUUAGCGCAUGUGCUCAAAAGCCUGAUUGGGCUUAUUAUCAGGGGAUGUCUUAUUUUUGGGGAAACGGUAUGUAUAUAUAGAUAUAGAUAUAGAUAUCUAUAUAUCUAUAUGUAUAUCUAUAUCUAUCUAUCUAUCUAUCUAUCUAUCUAUCUAUCUAUCUAUCUAUCUAUUUAGACACACAUACACACGUAAAUAAAAAGACAAGCAAAAAUCGAGUACUGUAAUGAAUAUUAAUAGAUAGAUAGAUAAUGGUCUAUUUCUUCCACAUGCCAAUACAACCUCAAAAAUGACCCUCUGUUGUGGCUCCAGCCCCCCCCCCCAGGCCUGGCCCCCUGCCAGAAAGUGACUCAGAGAGUGAGUGGGAAGGGCUGUCGGGGCUCCCCUCUGCAGGGCCGGCUUCUCUGGCUCAGCUCCAGGAGCCAGAGGCAGGCCAGGUAGAGGAGGUGACAAGGCCUCUGUCUCCUGUAUCUCCCCCUGCCCAGGCAACGCUUCCAGACCCAGCUGUGGACAAUCAGUCCUGGUUAGAUCCCAGGUUUUGUAGACAAGAGAGGCGGGAACAACAAAAGAAGGGGUGGGGCAGGCCUAGAGAGUGCUGAGUCACGGAGCCACACCCCAUAGGGUAUAAAAGCAGGAGGGGAUGCUCUACUACUUCGUGACGGACAAAGCAAACUGACUGGAGAAAACUUGAGCUGAACUAUUUGACUGAGCUUUUGACCUCGAUUGUUGUUUGUUCCUGACUUCCUGGUUGCUCCGAUAACAUCAGGGAAGAUAAAGAAAACCUUGGCAGACGUUCGCUGGUCUGCUGCCAGAGCUGAUAGCUGCCGUGGACUAAAUUGCUGGCUAAUUGAGUCAGUUCACGUGUCUCCCGGACUGAGGUUGGGGGGGAAAGAACACCCUCGUAUCUAAGAAUAUUUCUCAUCAUAAUAUUUUGAUGUAUUAACGCUUGGACGUACCCAAUUCCAGCAACUGUUCUUUAUAUGUUUUAGCCUCCAGUCACCUAAUCAUCUUUGUUGCUCUUCUCUGCACUCUUUCUAGAGUCUGAACAUCUUUUUUUUUUUACAUUGUGAUGACCAAAACUGGGUGCAGUAUACCAGGUGUGGCCUUCCCAAGGCAUUAUAAAGUGGUAUUAACAUUUCAGGUGAUCUUGAUUCUAUCCCUCUGUUAAUGCAGCCCAGAACUAUGAUGGCUUUUUUGGCAGCUGCUGCACACGGCUGGCACAUAUUUAAAUGAAUGUCCACGAGGACUUAAUUUAAUCACUACCCAACUCCAUUAUGACUCUAGGAGACAUAGACUAGACAAAAUUUAAGAUGGCCCAUCCAUGUAAUAUGAAAUAAUAUUUAAAAAAAACCCAGAGAAAAAUGGUACCAUCUCACAAAUCACACAACUCACAACCUCUGAGAAGCAGCCAGGUUUUAAGGAUUUAUUUAAAUCAGUGUUUCUCGAUUUUGGCAACUUUUAAGAUGCGUGGACACUUCAACUUCCAGAAUUCCCCAAGCCAGGAUGUGGGUCAUAUGGAUUCUUAGGAGGAUAUCUUGACAGUCCAUUUCUUGGGUCUCAUUAACAGGCCAUGGCUUAAUAAUUGGUGGAACCUGGAACAUGCUGAAUCUGCUGGAUUAUUUUUAUUUAUUUGUUGCAUUUAUACACUGCCCCGUCUUACCAUUGGGAGUAAAUUGUAUGGGGUGGGCAGACAAUCCCUCCAACAACCAGGCCCAUCCUAGAUCAUGGAUCAGUGUUUUGGACUUCAAGUCCCAGAAUUCCUCACAGCCGGUAGGACCUCACUCUUCCUGUUGUGACUUUAAAAAAAAAAAAAGCCAGGCAUUGAAAUAAACUGUGUUUCUGGGCAUCACAGGUGUGUUUUGUAUAUAAAAAACAAGGCCAUACUUUUCUCCCGGUUUUAAAAAAUGCAGUUCUUAUUUUUAUUGAAUUAGUCCCAUUUUUUACAACUUUGGAGCUUUGCUACUUGAAGGUGCAGCGACCCGUAAAUGUGAAUAAGCAAAAAGGUUUCUCCCCCCCAGCCCCCCCUGCAUUUUUUAACCUCCCUUGAAAUUGUUUCCCUAAAAAUCCAGGUGAAGGACCCAAAGAAGGAUGGAGUUCUAGCAUCCUUAACACCCAAGAAAGGGCAAGGUAAAGGUAAAGAUUCCCCUCGCACUUACGUGCUAGUCGUUCCUGACCCUAGGGGGCGGUACUCAUCUCCGUUUCAAAGCCGAAGAGCCAGCGCUGUCCAAAGACAUCUCCGUGGUCAUGUGGCCGGCAUGACUCAACGCCAAAGGCGCACGGAACGCUGUUACCUUCCCAUCAAAGGUGGUACCUAUUUUUCUACUUGCAUUUUUUAAACGUGUUUUUGAACUGCUAGGUUGGCAGAAACUGAGACAAGUAACGGGAGCUCACCCUGUUACACAGCAGCACCAGGGAUUUGAACCGCUGAACUGCCGACCUUUCGAUCGACAAGCUCAGCGUCCUAGCCCCUUGAGCUACGGCUAGCACUGUUCAAAUAUAAGGCUUAGGACUGUGAGAAGCAACAGAAUAUAUAUUGCAAAAUGGUUCAUGUGGAACAGGGGUCUCCAAAUUUGGGAACUUUUAAGACUUG